AUGCAGAAGAAUAGCACAAUAGACAGUAAUUACUUUGUUGAGCAUAUUAGCUUUUCUGUCAAAGAAGCCUCAAAUACUAUUACAAAUGUUAGUAGAAUUCAUGGAAAGAACAGUGAGUUUGGAGGCAGAAGACUGGAGUUCUAUCCUGACUUUGCCAUUGAGACCACAGAUUUAGAGCUGGAAGAAAAACCUUUGGAGAAAUGGGCAAAAUUUCUUCGUGAUUUUGAAAUCUUCAAGCAGUCAUGUAUACCAUGGGAAAAUAAAAUCAAAGCUGUUGAAAGCCAGUUUGGGUCAUCGGUUGCCUCUUAUUUUCAUUUCUUGCGGUGGAUGUAUGGAGUGAAUAUGGUUCUCUUUGUACUGACAUUUAGCCUUAUCAUGUUACCUGAGGCAUUAUGGGGCUUGCCAUAUGGAAGUUUACCUAGAAAAACAGUCCCAAGAGCUGAAGAAGCAACUGCCCAGAACUUUGGUGUGCUAUAUGACUUCAAUGUAAGUAUCUUUCCCAAGAAGCAUUCCUCUAAUGUCCAGAAUGAACCUAAAUUUCUGGAGCUUCAGGGAUGUGGUUUCCAGAAUGUAUUCAGCAUUUCAGAAGCAAAAGUCUCAUUCCAUCAUAUUGGAAAUCCAAUCCAAUUUUGAGAAUUUUCUCAGC
Messenger RNA from Sarcophilus harrisii (Tasmanian devil), 646 nucleotides. Its product is annotated as transmembrane channel-like protein 1. Gene Ontology annotation, cellular component: plasma membrane. Gene Ontology annotation, biological process: vestibular reflex; detection of mechanical stimulus involved in sensory perception of sound. The coding region runs from base 1 to 633 and encodes 210 amino acids. NCBI's taxonomy places the organism in Eukaryota, Metazoa, Chordata, Mammalia, Dasyuromorphia, Dasyuridae. The transcript is spliced from 4 exons. Gene Ontology annotation, molecular function: mechanosensitive monoatomic ion channel activity. The record is from RefSeq and is a predicted model, not a curated record.